AAAAAAAAAAUAUUUUUCGUGGAUCAUGAAUUAAUGACGGUGUCGAUUAGCGUGCAAUCGUACAAUUAUGAAUAGAACACGGACCCAAGAUGGAGACUGGAGAGUGUAGAGACGGAUCGUCCACGAAAAUUAUAUCGUGUUAUUCAUGGACCGUGAACAUGUCCGUUUAAAUGUAAGAUCAUGAUGGAUUAUUUGAUAUUUUGAUACUAUCAACACUAUCGCAGGGCACAUAAUAAUAACUCGACAAUCCAUGGUUAAAUAAUUACGAUCUGAGAACACAAGAAUAGCCUCCUCACCAGCACAGGAUGACAGAACGUCGUGCAUGGUGUAUUAUUAUAUUUUUUCAUAUUAUGUAUCUCUUGGACAAUUGGACUUGGAAGUAUAUAAUCAAACGGAUACAGAAGAUGACGAUACGUUUGAAUACUGAGUAGUACAAUGGCUAGAGACAACUCAAAAAAACCAUGCUCAGAAGGCAGAAUCCGUAAACCGAUAUUGGUACCACUGUUGCAGCCAGUAUCACGUUACCCAAAGAUAUGAGAUUUAUCGCAAGCUCACAGAUAACAUUUUUAGCGUGUAUUCAGUCUGAACUCAAAGCUGAGUGUUGUAUACUCGUCUGAUACAACUCUACGCUUGUGACUCUGAAUUUCAUACAAACUCGACGUACGAAUCAAAUAAUUAAUUUUUUAUAUCCAACUGCCAAACAAUGAGUUUUUCACAAAAAGUUGGCGGAAGCAGUAUUCCUUACGUGUCACCCAUGAUUAAUACUAAAGAAUUCUCAUUAAGAGUACCCAGGAGCUCUGAUGUAAAAUAUCAAAUGAUGAAAUUCAAUAGUAACUUAAACAUUGAAUUUGACAAGUGGUCUCAUGCCAAAAUGGAGAGAGACACAAAUAAAGUAGAUGGAAAAAUUCCAGAAGAAGAUAUGCCUAAAUUUGGGGCUGGAAGUGAAUUUGGUCGUGAAGCUAGACAAGAAGCAAGGAAAAGAAGAUAUGGAGGUAACAAAAAAGUAUCAGAAUCUAGUCCUUGGACAUUGAAAGUCGGGGGGAAAAAAUUUAGGGGUGUUCGCGAAGGAGGAAUUACUGACAAUUCUUCAUAUUACUUAUUUACUCAUGGAGAAGAUGGUAUAAUCAUUGCACACAAACUAGAAGAGUGGUAUAACUUUCAACCAGUACAACGUUAUAAAACAUUAACUUCUGAAGAAGCAGAAGAAGAGUUUGGGAGGCGCAAUAAAGUUUUAAAUCAUUUUACUCUCAUGGUACAAAAGAGACUUAAAAAUGAAGAAGAAGAAGAAAUUGACGAAGAUGACAAAACUAAAGGGAAAAAAACAGCAAAAAGUCGUAAAAGCAAAGAACUCAAAAUAUCAGAAAUGGAAGAAUGGGAGGAAAGUGAAGAAGAUGAGUCUGAAGAAGAAGAACAAGACGAGGAAAAAAUUGAAAAGAAAAAGAAACAAAAACAAAAAAGCAAGGUCAAGGCUAAACCAAAAAAGAAGUCAAAAGGAUCCGAUGAAUCAGCAACUGAAGAAAGUGAUGAUGGCGAUGAAGAGGGCAGGGAGCUGGAUUAUAUAUCAGAUUCUUCAGACGAUGUAUCAGAUGAUGAAGCUAAAGUUACUAAAGAAAUGCAAGGAGUGUCAGAAGAAAAGGCAUUAAAAAGUCUGUUGACAUCAGAUGAAGAUGAAGACGAAGACGCAGAAAAGAAAGAAGAAAAUAAAGAUGAGCAAAAUAAUACUGAUGUAGAAGAAGAAGAUAAAACCAAAAAAGAAGAAAACAAACCUAAGCAAUCUUCACCAAAUAAGAAAAAAAAGAAAAACACUGACAAAAAAUCAAAAAAAGAUUCUGAUUCAGAUAGUGAUAGUUCUGUAGAUAGUUCAGAUAUAGACAGCGAGCCAAUAAGCAGAAAAAGACCAUUUAAUUUAGAUGGCUUGAAGAGCAAUGUUGGUGAUCUAAUUAGUUUGUCAGGCGAUUCAUCUAAUCAAAGCAUGGAACCUUCUCAGAAGAAAGCUAAAGUUGACUUUUCACCAGUUACUAUGUCUGAUACUCAUGGCAUAACUGAGGAGGCUGUUCGUCGAUAUUUAUCGCGAAAACCAAUAACUACUACUCAACUUGUAACUAAGUUUAAGAAUCGUUCUAAUUUAAGCUCUGAACAAUUAGUUAGGAUUAUAGCAUUAUUAUUAAAAAGAAUCAAUCCUGAAAAAAAAAUGAUAAAGAACAAAAUGUACUUGUCAUUAAAGCAUUGAAUAUCCUUACCAAAAUUAUGUUGAAUUAUACAAAUUUUUUUUUUGUACUUAAAUUGCUUAAUUUAUGCACUCGCACCAUGUUACAAGCAGCUAUAGUCAACCAACUAUCUGUUUUGGUGAUUUAAUUUGACUACCUGAUUACCUGUGUAAAGGUUAAUGGUUGUUUAUACUAUCUUAAAUUGUGAUUCAUAGUUAAAUAUUUUUUUUAUUAUUAAUUUUUUAUGAUGAUUUUAAAUUGCUUAAAAAACAACUCAAAUAACUUUUUACUCAAUAAGUAAUUACAUUGACUUCUGUAACAGUUUUCAUAUUUUUGUUAAAUCAAUGACUAAACUUGAACUGUGAAAUAGAAACUUUGUUAUCUACUUGAAAAGCCAAGAAAAAACAAUAAUAUGAAUGGUAAUGUCUUUUUGCGUAAUUAUAACAUUUUAUAAUAAAGAUGGAAAAUAUUGAUUAAUAUUUUUAAUGUAUUUUUUUUUUUUUACAUUUUAUUAAAGUGCAAAUUCUAAAUAAAUUUUUAUUUUCAAAUCAA
Messenger RNA from Aphis gossypii (cotton aphid), 2759 nucleotides. RefSeq names its product general transcription factor IIF subunit 1. The transcript is spliced from 12 exons. The record is from RefSeq and is a predicted model, not a curated record. Gene Ontology annotation, molecular function: TFIIF-class transcription factor complex binding; DNA binding; RNA polymerase II general transcription initiation factor activity. The coding region runs from base 704 to 2230 and encodes 508 amino acids. Lineage: Eukaryota; Metazoa; Arthropoda; Insecta; Hemiptera; Aphididae. Gene Ontology annotation, biological process: positive regulation of transcription elongation by RNA polymerase II; transcription initiation at RNA polymerase II promoter. Gene Ontology annotation, cellular component: nucleus; transcription factor TFIIF complex.